GGGAUGCGAACGCUCGCUAUAUUCACCUAGACACCAGUAAGUUAGACUACGAAUGAGUGUGAGUACGUGGCUAGGUCUGCGAAUAAAUAAAGAGCCUCACCUCAGUCGUAACGCGGGGAUGCGAACGCUGAGGUGCCGUAAUCGAAUCGUCUGGUAUAAGUGGAACUCAAGAUGUUCCUGGUAUCGUACGAAAGUGAUCGCGACACGUAGAGGAUGUCAAAAUAAAACACAUGAUAUCAACGAAUGGAACGUCGGCGAACCCGACCGAAAGAUAAACGAAAAGAGCGUGCACAGAAUAACCAAUAUAUGUCAGAGGGAACAACGAAAAAGGGUAUAUGCCAUCGCAACAUGUCCGACGUCGGCGUUGUCGUCGCGACUCGAGCGCUAUCUCGACGUGGCGGCGUUCCGCCCAUGCCGCUCGUGCCUCGACCUACAUCCUGCCCGCCCGUCGGUCCUGCGCGAUACCUUGCCGGAAAUCUAACAGGCUUCCCAUCUCUGAUAGUGUAAAAACGCCGACAUAUCGGCGUUAUAAUCCGUGCAUACGUGGAGAUGCGUUAGGCAAUCAAGAAAGCUGGCAAUUACAUUGUCUUCAUCAUCAAGGUGAUGGAGUUGCUCGAGAUCGACAUUAUCCAGUGUAAGAUGUGUGACGCGUUGGAAACGAGACAUCCAUUGAAAAAGCGGCACAACAUCCGCUUGCCGCGCUAAGAUGUCUAACCCCU
Messenger RNA from Coniophora puteana RWD-64-598 SS2, 719 nucleotides. RefSeq lists its product as uncharacterized. The transcript has a single exon. NCBI's taxonomy places the organism in Eukaryota, Fungi, Basidiomycota, Agaricomycetes, Boletales, Coniophoraceae. The annotation marks the transcript as partial. The record is from RefSeq and is a predicted model, not a curated record.